Molecule: messenger RNA, 2580 nt
Organism: Ziziphus jujuba (common jujube)
Lineage: Eukaryota; Viridiplantae; Streptophyta; Magnoliopsida; Rosales; Rhamnaceae
Product: protein tesmin/TSO1-like CXC 5
Exons: 8
Coding region: 467-2296 (609 amino acids)
Biological process (GO): regulation of DNA-templated transcription
Cellular component (GO): nucleus
Source: RefSeq, a predicted model, not a curated record
GGGAGAGAGAGGGAGGAAAGACGAAGAAACAAAAGGGCCUUUGCUUCCUUCUCUCCCCGACACACAAAUACCCCGCCUUCCAAAAUUUGUCAUUGUUUCUCUCGGUCUCUCUGCAAUCAAAGCUCAAAGCUUUUUUUAAGCUCUCUUUCUUUAAUAAAAUUCGUGGGACUGUAUAAGGCGCUUUCUCUGUAGGUACGAAUCCAAAGAGUCUUCCAAUUGUCGCCACUGUUUCGCCCUGAGCUCGCCCGUGAAUCUUGUGCUUGCAAAAUCGUAUAUUUGAGGCGAAUUUGAUUCAUUUAUAGGAGGUCAAUUAGGUUUUGGAUCUGAAACUAUGUGAAUUUCUGUUGAUGUGGGUAAUUUAGGUGAUUAUAGAGGAGUAUUCCAGUGGAUUAAAGUUGUUUUUUUGAAAAAAAAAAUAAAUUUGGAGUGAUUGGGGUAAUUUAUUAAAUUUUGAAUUUGAAUUUUAAUGGGGGAAGGAGAGGGAGGCGAUUUGCCUCAGAAGAAGGUUCAAUCAGAUGUGGCGGCGAGUGGUUCGGCGUCUUCGGAGGUUCCGACGAAGAAACUAGCGAGGCAGCUCGAUUUCACGGGUUAUGGUGGGGCGUCUGUGAGUGUUGUGUUGCCGGACCACCCUCAGUCUCAGACUCAGACACAGUCACAGCCUAUAUCCAAGGCACAACCAGUGACGGUGCCGCAGACUUUGGCUCAGAGUCCGCCACAGUCGUCGCCGCAGCCGCAGGUUGCGACCGUGCCGGUGCCGCCUCAACCACCUAUUCCUUCUGCGAGGGUUGUAAAACCAGAAUCCCCAAAAUCUAGAUCAAGACCCAAUGAUGCAAAAGAUGGUACUCCCAAGAAGCAAAAACAAUGCAAUUGUAGGCACUCAAGGUGCCUAAAGUUGUAUUGUGAGUGUUUUGCAUCUGGAAUAUACUGUGAUGGCUGCAACUGUGUUAAUUGUUACAAUAAUGUUGAAAAUGAAGCUGCUAGACGAGAAGCAGUGGAAGCUACUUUAGAGCGCAAUCCAAAUGCAUUCAGGCCUAAGAUUGCCAGCAGCCCACAUGGAACACGUGAUAAUCGGGAGGAGGCUGGGGAGGUUUUGAUUUUGGGAAAGCACAACAAAGGAUGCCAUUGCAAGAAAUCAGGGUGCCUCAAGAAAUAUUGUGAGUGCUUCCAAGCAAACAUUCUCUGCUCUGAAAAUUGUAAGUGCUUGGACUGCAAAAAUUUUGAAGGAAGUGAAGAGAGACAAGCUCUAUUUCAUGGAGACCAUGGCAACAACAUAGCAUUUAUUCAACAGGCAGCAAAUGCUGCCAUUACUGGAGCUAUUGGGUCUUCUGGAUAUGCAUCUCCUCCAGUAACUAAGAAAAGAAAAGGUCAGGAACUUUUCUUUGGACCAGCAGCCAAGGAUCCAUCCAUUAACAGGCUUGGACAAUUUCAACAGGCAAACCAUCUGAAAGCUCCUGCACCUGCUUCGUUGUCUUCACCUCCAGUUGCUCGAGUUGGUAGUACUGCAGGAUUGGGUCCUUCCAAAUUUACGUACAGGUCUCUUUUAGCAGACAUCAUCCAACCACAGGACUUGAAAGAGCUUUGCUCAGUUUUGGUUGUACUAUCAGGAGAAGCCGCUAAAGCACAUGCAGACCAGAGAAAUACUGCAGAAAAGCGAGCAGAGGAUCAGACUGAAACUUCCCUUGCUUCAACAACUCAAGACGUGUUGCAGAACCAGAAGGAAUCUGAUGCCGAGAAAGCUGUAGCCGAUGAUUGUUCUAGUGCAAACCAGGCAGACAAAACUGGUCCUGAUGAUUGCAGUUCAGAUGGUGCAGAUGCACCAAAAGGGAGGCCAAUGUCUCCUGAAACCUUGGCGUUGAUGUGUGACGAACAAGAUACAAUGUUCAUGGCCACAGCUUCCCCUAAUGGGAUGGGACAUGGUUGCAACACAUCUUCACAGGUACCUUAUGGGCAAGGCAUGACAGAGGUCUAUGCAGAACAGGAAAGGAUUGUUUUGUCAAAGUUUCGAGACUGUCUUACUAGGCUCAUUGCAUUAGGAGAAAUAAAAGAAACCAAGUGCUCAUCGUUAGCAAGAAGUGAGGCGGUAACUCAAAAAGAUUCAAUUAGCGACAGCACUAUAAAUGCCAAAACCGAUGCAGGGAAUAAUCAGGGACCUAUUAGCAAUGGUGUUGCAAAAAGUAUAGUUAUACCCACAGCCAAAACGUCACAAACGGUUACUGCAACAGUAGCAGCACCUAGUAAUGAUCAUCAGAAACUUCCAACCUUCCCUGAAAACGGGGAUAGCAGACCAAAAGACUGAAUAAAUAAAAAAAUGUAAAAAAGAUUUUAGCACAGAAGAUUGACCCGAGGUCUGUUACUGCGUCUCUGUAGUACUGCAUUAUUUAAACAUGUCCAUGAUGCAGUGGCAAGACACUGUUGGUCCCCAUUGUUAGAAUUAUCUAAUUUUUUUUUCCUUCUUCUUACGCCAUUAAUAUAUCUCUUAAUUAGUUUAUCAGCUUCAACCAUAAUUCGAGCACUAAGUCGGUGUAAAAUGCCGAGCUUUGUAAUUUUUACAAGAUGUCAGUUAGUUGUUAACAUACCAAA